CCCUUUGAUUCCCCUCCACCCUUCUUCAAGUCCACCAAAGGCACCCUUUCGGCCCUUGCGCAUGUCCUACAUUGCGCGAACGACGCUCUGUGGGAUCUGGAGAUUUACGGAGGGGUGUGGAAUCGUGAUGUGGGUGUGAAUCAGGAGUAGACAGCAUCACAGAAAGACUCCUUCGCUCACUCUCAAACCUGCGCCCAAACCAAUUCAUACACCAAUCUCUCUUAUUCCUGACCUCUUACCAAAGUCGAACCGAUCUUGACAAAUAUCCGACUACAAUUUCGGUAAAGAUUCAACAUGGAGGCUUUCAGCAACAUGGGAAACCAUCUGGUUUCCAACUCCGCAGCCGCAAUCAACGCUAGCGAUGACAUCUCUACGGUCGACCCUGACGAGAGCAUCCUCAGUCUAGCCAAAGGUCCAAGAAGACGGCAACAUGAUGAUGACGAGUCCGAGAGUAUCGAAGAAGACGACCUAGAAAGUCUGGCCAGCGCGGCGGUGGAUGGUAAGAAACAAGUGACAAAGGCAGAAGAGGAGAGAGAACUACCAGCCCAUGCUUGCGCCUACUGUGGCAUUCACAAUCCUAGCAGUGUCGUUCGGUGCCUGUCCUGCAGCAAGUGGUUUUGCAGCGCCCGUGGAAACACCUCUUCUUCACACAUUGUCAAUCAUCUUGUCCGAGCACGACAUAAAGAGGUGCAACUACACCCAAGCAGCUCCUUGGGCGAUACUGUGCUGGAGUGCUACAACUGCGGAACGAAGAAUGUCUUUCUUCUGGGUUUCAUUCCGGCAAAGUCGGACACCGUGGUCGUCCUGCUCUGCCGACAGCCUUGCGCAGCCAUGCCUUCGUCCAAAGACAUGAAUUGGGAUACUUCGAGAUGGCAGCCAUUGAUUGAAGACCGCUCUUUCUUGUCCUGGCUCGUCGCGCAGCCAACCGAUCAGGAACAACUCCGCGCCCGACACCUGAGCCCGCAGAUGAUUGCGAAGCUGGAAGAACUGUGGAAGGAGAAUUCCGCAGCGACCAUUACAGACUUGGAAAAGGCGUCAAACAUCGACGAUGAGCCUGCCCCAGUGCUUCUCCGCUAUGACGACGCCUACCAAUAUCAGAAUGUUUUCGGACCGCUCGUCAAGAUCGAAGCCGACUAUGACCGCAAGCUGAAGGAGAGUCAGUCCCAAGAUAACCUGAUCGUCCGAUGGGAUCUGGGUUUGAACAACAAGCAUCUGGCCAAUUUCAUCCUGCCCAAACUGGAAUUGGGUGAUGUCAAGUUAGCAGUUGGUGACGAGAUGCGCAUCAAGUACACUGGUGAUUUGCGCCCGGCCUGGGAAGGAGUGGGCUACGUUAUCAAGAUUCCAAACAACCAAUCUGACGAAGUCACCAUUGAAUUGCGAUCAAAGGGCGACCACAAGACGGUCCCGACCGAAUGUACUCACAACUUCACCGUCGACUAUGUCUGGAAAGCCACAUCUUUCGACCGGAUGCAGUUGGCCAUGAAGACUUUUGCUAUUGACGAGAUGAGCGUGUCCGGGUACAUUUUCCACCGUCUUCUUGGCCAUGAAGUGGCGGCAGCACCGAUGAAGACUCAGAUGCCCAAGAAAUUCAGUGUGCCUGGGCUGCCAGAACUCAAUAGCAGUCAAAUCAAUGCUGUCAAGUCAGUCCUCCAGAAGCCUCUGAGUCUGAUUCAAGGUCCUCCCGGUACCGGCAAGACUGUCACAUCAGCGACCAUCAUUUACCACCUGUCGAAGAUCAACGGUGGCCAGGUCUUGGUUUGUGCUCCGUCCAACGUCGCUGUGGAUCAACUCUGCGAACGUAUUCACCUCACCGGACUCAAGGUUGUGCGAGUGACUGCCAAAUCUCGAGAAGAUGUGGAGUCGCCUGUCGGCUUCCUCUCCUUGCACCAACAAGUCCGAAUGAACGACAGCAACGUCGAACUCGGCAAGCUCAACCAGCUCAAGUCCGAGUUGGGUGAACUGUCAAGCCAGGAUGAGAAAAAGUACAAGUCUUUGACCCGGGCAGCGGAACGAGAAAUCUUGCAGAAUGCUGAUGUUGUCUGCUGUACCUGUGUUGGUGCUGGCGAUCCGCGACUGGCCAAGUCCAAGUUCCGGACAGUCUUGAUCGACGAGUCGACUCAAUCCGCCGAACCCGAAUGCAUGAUCCCCUUGGUACUUGGAUGCAAGCAGAUUGUCCUUGUCGGCGACCACCAACAGCUCGGCCCGGUGAUUAUGAACAAGAAAGCGGCCAAAGCUGGUCUCAACCAGUCCUUGUUCGAACGGUUGGUCAUUCUCGGUUGCGCGCCAAUCCGGCUGAAUAUCCAGUAUCGUAUGCAUCCUUGCCUGUCGGAAUUUCCGUCCAACAUGUUCUACGAAGGCUCUCUGCAGAAUGGUGUGACAGCAGAAUAUCGUAUUCGAAAGGAAGUGGACUUCCCGUGGCCUGUUGUCAACUCCCCCAUGAUGUUCUGGUCGAACCUUGGCAAUGAAGAAAUCUCGGCUUCCGGUACAUCCUACCUCAACCGGACCGAAGCCGCUAAUGUCGAGAAAAUCGUAACGCGAUUCUUCAAAGCUGGCGUCAAACCAGGCGGCAUCGGCGUCAUUACUCCGUAUGAGGGUCAACGCAGCUACAUCGUGAGCUCCAUGCAAGUCAACGGUACCUUCAAGAAGGAAUUGUACAAGGAAAUCGAAGUGGCUUCGGUCGAUGCCUUCCAAGGACGAGAAAAGGACUACAUCAUACUGUCAUGUGUCAGAUCAAACGAUCAUCAAGGCAUUGGUUUCUUGAGCGAUCCUCGUCGUCUCAAUGUGGCUAUGACUCGAGCCAAGUACGGUUUGGUCAUCCUUGGGAACCCCAAAGUCCUGUCCAAGCAUCCUCUGUGGCACUACUUGUUGCUCCACUUCAAGGAACGCAAUUGCCUCGUUGAGGGGCCUCUUACCAACCUUCAAAUCUCGCUGCAUCAGUUCAGUCGACCUAAGCAGUCGUACCGCGGACCUCAGCGUUAUCAGAUGGCAUACAACCACGCCAGCCAUAUGGCUAGUGGCAUGAUGAAUGGACGGGGUGGUCCUCGUAAUGACUAUCGUGAUGGUGGCUCUGUUGUUGGCUACAUCCCAGACGAUGUGUCUUCGAUUCACUCGUCCGCCAUGGGUGGAGUGGGUGUUUCCGCUGGCUACCCGCCAAUGUUCCAAGGAUUUACUCCAGACACCUGGCCGGCUCUUCAGAAUGCAAGUGGGCGUCGACAGAACGGACACAAACCAAGAGGAGUCCCUGGUAGUGUUGCGGGUGAAUCGACGGUUGCGACUGAAUCCGACGUCACUGGUAGUACCAUUGGCCAGGGCGGAGUUAGCCUGGAGCAGUUGUCCAUUCACGAUAUCAACAAGCAUACCAGUUACAACCAGGCCGAUCGUCUGAAGCGAUAUGUCGAGGGCGGUAUCCCGAAUACUGGUUACACGGGCAAUUCUAGGCUCGGCAAGGGCAUCCACCAGGACGAGGACGCUCAGAGCGUUUCGACGGCAUUUGCAAGUCAAGUUGGAGGUGGCUACGAUUGAUUGGACGACGAGAUGACGACAAUGUGUUACAAACUCCCAGAGCUCAACAGAGCAUAACUGUUUUUGAUGCAGUCUUUAUUACAUGGGGUUCUUCAUGUUCGAGAAAACCCCGUCAUCAGUCCCGGAUUUCGGUCGUCUGCUGCGACGAUGCAGGCAAGACAGAGCUAGUUCGUCAAUACCGGACGGCAACGAUGCCCCCGGCUCUGGCCUAGCUUGCGAGUCUUGCACCCUUCAGAAGAGGCUUGAACUGCCAGUACGACGAAUUGCCCGGCCCCAGUGCGGCAUCGACGCGGGCUCGCACGACCAGACGCCCAUUCCGCCAGUAGUGGCGGUGCAGCGAAAGGCCAAAAUUCGACAAUCAUUUUAUCAAUACAGGUGGUUGGGGUUGAAUUGGGUGGUAUGAACCGUGUACCAUUGAGAUGGGGAGAUGAGUUGCAGGGGGAGAGUGAAUACCUACGUCACCUAAGGUAGGUAUUUCAGGUAUAGGGGAAGCUGAAGCUGUCGGGAGUGGGAGCGUGGACCAGACCAGAUUGAUACUGAAUAUUGUGAGAUUGUUAUCGUUACUCGUUACUCGUUACUCGGACUGACCUAGAUACACUCUUUUUUGAAUUCAACAAAGUCACUCGUUAGCCUACC
This is a messenger RNA of Exophiala xenobiotica, 4158 nucleotides long. RefSeq lists its product as uncharacterized. Gene Ontology annotation, molecular function: ATP binding; zinc ion binding; RNA binding. The record is from RefSeq and is a predicted model, not a curated record. NCBI's taxonomy places the organism in Eukaryota, Fungi, Ascomycota, Eurotiomycetes, Chaetothyriales, Herpotrichiellaceae. The transcript is spliced from 2 exons. Gene Ontology annotation, biological process: nuclear-transcribed mRNA catabolic process, nonsense-mediated decay. Bases 295 to 3522 code for a protein of 1075 amino acids. Gene Ontology annotation, cellular component: cytoplasm.